CAGAUCUGUCUGUCUGGGUUUCACCCAUCACAUCUUCAUCGCAUUCGGAUAAAAAUCAUCACUGUUUCUGUCACCUCCGAGAUUGUCAUCGUCUGUUUCCCGAUUCAUGACAAAUAUCUACAUCUUUACCGUCGUGUAACCCACUGUUUAUAUUUCAGCAGCAGCAAUGGACAACAACUCGACAACGUGUUCAUUUGACACACAGGGCUACAGUUCAACUUUUAGGAAAAAACGGACGGUGGAAGAUUUCAACAAGUUUUGUACAUUCGUGCUUGCAUAUGCCGGUUAUAUCCCAUAUCCACAAGAGGAGGCGCACUUGAGAAACAGCUCCAGCCCUCCGAACAGCACCGGCAGCACUGCGGACAGCGAUGGGUGGGAGAAUCAGAGACUGGGUUGCGGUCUUUCUUCUUCGGACGAACACCAAACCAAGAACCGAAAGAGCUUUGCUGGAUUCAAGAGACCUUCGAGCGAGAACUUUGAGCCACAGAGGCGUCCCAAGUCAGCCGGUCUUCACCUGGAGGGUCGAAAGAAAGCCGACAAGGUGAAAAAGAAGAAGAAACAGCAGCUGAGGAAGAUUUAUGGUGAGGAAUUCGGAUCUUUCGCUCCAUCUCCCUUCAGUGCUCAAGGUGAGCUUUCGGAUCUGGGAUGUAUCAUCAAGGAAGAACCGGAAGAUUACUUCAGCAUUCCCGUGCCUACCGUAGGCAUGGGCACGGACCAACCAGCACAUGCCGGCACACGUUUAUCUCCUGCUUUGUGCUCCCUGACAUGCAAAGACGAGCCUGAUGCUCCAUGUUGGGACAGUUACAAAAGCUCUGGUCCAAAUUCAACCUCGGAGGAACCAGAAAAACCAGCACAACCCAUAGUUUUAAAGCUCGAGGGUUCUUCCGGCAAAAGAACUGUGAUCCGCCAGGGAAAACAGGUGGUGUUUCGAGAUGAAGAUGGAUCGGGGGACGAUGAGGACAUCAUGGUUGACUCAGAUGAUGACUCCUGGGACCUCGUGACGUGUUUCUGCAUGAAGCCAUUCGCAGGAAGGGCGAUGAUCGAGUGCAACCAGUGCAACACCUGGAUCCACCUCUCGUGUGCCAAAAUCCGCAAGUCCAACGUUCCCGAGACGUACAUCUGCCAGAGGUGCAGAGACUCAAAGUUUGACAUUCGACGCUCCAAUCGCUCACGUGUGGGCUCUCGAAAACGUCUUCUCGACUGAUACCACUCCCGCCCCUCCAAGUUUGUUGCAUCAAGACGUAAUGCAAUGAGUAUGAAAGCGGAAGGGCUAUGUGACGUUCCUGUUGUCACGUUUUUCUGUUCCUUUUUUUAAUACUUUUCGCCUUUAUAGAUGUUUGCGUCAGGCAAUCAAUACACUGAUGAUGCAUUAAAGACUUCCGCUUAUUUUAGACUGUAGACGUCCUAAAGGUAUUACAUGAUAGAAGGUCUUCUGGAAUAAAGGGAUUUGGGCGUCGAAUUGCACUUUUUUAUUAACAAUUGGGUAACGUCUUUAUGUACCCAUAGUUUCUAAUGUAUGUCAGAGUGUGUAUAUUAUAUAAGAUAUUAGUGUUUAAGGUGUUGAGACUCAUUAUUGGUCUUCUUCACAGGAGAAGGAAGUUUAUGAGGUUAAGAGAUCGAGAUGUUGGAUAUUGUUGAUGUUUUAAUGAACAGUCACUGAUAUUUUGCAGUGAAACGUCUGAAGCGGUUCAUGCUACAUUGUGCUAUUUCUGGAUUUUAUUUUUAUUUUUAUUGUAUUUUUUUAAGAUUAACACAGCAACAAAUUAAGGAUCACACAAAGAUGCUAUGGGAAAUGUCUGCCUUUUGAACAAGAUACUGUUACUUUUGACUCGUAUUUUACGAUGUUGUGUACGAUGUUUUUGCCAUUCUAUUUCUCACAUUUUAUUUUAAAAUGCAUAAAUUGCAUCAUAACAUGUUUGGAAAUGGAUAUCGAUUACAGCUGUUAGUUUAGGGAAGGGUGGAUUUAACAAAAAAAAUUGUUACAGGCUUACAUUUCAUUUCAAAAGCAAACUGGAAAAACUAAAUCACUGAAAGAAUAUGAAGAUGACUUCUAGGAUGUUUAGUUUGUUAUUUACACUGCAAAAAAUGUUUUUUUUUUUUUUUUUAAGAAAAAAAAUCUUAGUAUUUUUGUCUUGUUUUCAGUAAAAAUAUUGAAAAAUGCUUAAAUUAAGAUGCUUUUUCUUGAUGAGCAAAAUGACCCAAGAAAAUAAGUCUAGUUUUUAGACCAAAAAUAUAGAUUUUAAUUGAAUUUGUGCUUAAAACAAGCAAAACAGUCAAGCUAAUUUUUCUUGAAUUUAGUGUUUAAGAAAAAUUGUUAAGAUUUUUUUGCUUACCCCAUUGGCAGAUUUUUGCUUGUUUUAUGCACACAAUUUUUGGUCUUAUUUUCUUGGGUUGUUUUUGCUCAUCAAGAAAAAGCAUCUUAAUUUAAGAAUUCUUAGAUAUUUUUACUGAACACAAGACAAAAAUACUAAGAAUUGUUUUUCUUGAAAAUCAUUUUUUGCAGUGUAGGAUUUAAUUUUUUUUCUUUUGUGUAAAUCCUAUUUUUGAGUAAUUAUUCUCUUUAUUUAUUUCUUGAUUUUAAAUAAGCCUAAAUCAAAAGUUAUACAAGAUAUGCUACCAGGACAUAUACAUUUGUAUUUGCAUUGUAGUCAUAAGCAUUGGUGGAAAACGUGCUUAAAGGGAUACUACAAACAAAAAUGAAAAUUCUGUCAUCAUUUACUUACCCUCAAUUUGUUAAAAACCUGAAUACAUUUCUUUGAUUUGCUGAACACAAAAAAUAUAUUUGUAAUCAUACAUGAAGCAGAAGAACCUUUUCCAUAGUAGGAAAGAAAAAUACUAUAGAAGUCAGUGGUGUCCAAAAACGAUUUGGUUUCAAACAUUGCUCAAAAUGUUUUUCUUUUUGUAUAAACAACGACAUUUAUACAUCUUGAUGGUGGGGAAAUGAUGACAGAAUUUUCAUUUUUUGGUGAACUAUCCCUUUAAUUGUUAUGAUGACGACACAUUGCAAAAUACUAAAAAUAAGCUUUUUUUCUUUGCAUGUUUUCAGAUUUACUCCGCUUUCAAAGAUUAAAGUAUUUUGACUGUAUAGUCUCACGUCUGUAUGCUCUCAAAAGAUCAACACUGUAGUGGUGUCAUAUUUGGACUACAAAGCUUGGACACUGUUCUCAGUGGAGUUUAUAUUUAUUUUUAAGCUGUUUUUGCUAACAGCUGUGAACGGUCCAAACUGUUUAUUAACCAUAGGCAUGGUAAGAUUAAACAGUGUGGUUGUGUCCUGGUCACUGGUCAACUCCUAUCAAACAUCUUAUGAACUGUUUACUUCUUGAAGACAUUACCACAGUGGGACAACAUGUAUUUUAAUGUGUUAACAUCUUCAGAUUACCGUACUGAGUUUUUUUUUACACUGCAGAGAAGGUAACUUUUUUGGCACGAUGUGGUACUGUUUGUGGUAGUAUUUGAUUGAUAUAUGUUUUAGAUUUCCAGUGUUUUUGCAUUAUGCACCAGAUUUUGCAUAAUUUGAGAGCUAUAAAAGUUUGCUCCAUAUUUCCAUGCAGCUAUGCUACACAAUGACGUCUUUUUUCCUGUUCUUAAUGUAAAAAGACAAAUAGGUUUAAACCUGUUGUGAUGGUUAUGAUGGUUCUUAAUUUUACACAAGUUAUUAAUAAUCUGAAAUUGCCCUGUUCCUAUUUUGUAAUGAGUCAGUGGACAAUCUCCGCAAUGAUUUAUUUUAUGUUGCACAUUUUGAAACUGGAUAUCCUUAAGCGUUUUAUUAGGAGCAAUUUCUAAGUAUCUGUCUUCCUGGCAAAGUCCAUUUUGGGAACCCAUUUUUUAUUGGCAGGCCAAGAUCAAACAAGUUGGCUUUUUAUUGUUUUGCUGAAAAAAGUGUCACUUGUAAGUUUUUUGCUUAUUAAUGUUUUUUUAAACCGUUUAUCAAGGGUUUCAUGGAAGAUGGUUGCUGUACACGUGUUUUAUAAUGGUUAUUUUUUUGAUAUUUCAGGGCUGUUUGUGUGCAGGAUAGAGUACUGCUAAAGUUUGUCACAUUGUUAACGCCAAUGUCCAAUAAAGAAAGAGAUGUUUCUGUGAAACUUCAUGUUGUAAACUGAUGUAAAUAAAAAGAGAAUGAGGAUUUUAAUGAUAUUUGUGAUCAUGACAUUGUUGUCU
Paramisgurnus dabryanus is the source of this 4158-nucleotide messenger RNA. It is a transcript of the gene phf13, whose product is annotated as PHD finger protein 13. Gene Ontology annotation, molecular function: chromatin binding. The record is from RefSeq and is a predicted model, not a curated record. Gene Ontology annotation, cellular component: nucleus. Gene Ontology annotation, biological process: mitotic chromosome condensation. Lineage: Eukaryota; Metazoa; Chordata; Actinopteri; Cypriniformes; Cobitidae.